AUGCCUUUCUUCCUAAAAGAGCUUUCUCUUACAAUCACGUUACAUCCCAGCUACUUUGGCCCUCGGAUGCAGGACUACCUAAAAGCAAAGCUUUUGGCAGACGUUGAAGGAACGUGUUCUGGACAAUAUGGUUAUAUUAUAUGUGUACUUGACAGCAAUACUAUAAAUAUCGACAAAGGACGCGUAGUCCCAGGUCAAGGUUAUGCUGAGUUUGAGGUAAAAUAUCGAGCGGUUUUAUGGAGACCAUUCAGAGGUGAAGUGGUAGACGCCGUGGUUACCACCGUAAAUAAAAUGGGCUUUUUUGCCGAUAUUGGUCCUUUGAGUGUAUUUGUGUCGUCGCAUCUUGUACCUCCAGAUAUGAGAUUUGAUCCUGCUGCCAAUCCUCCAAAUUAUUCUGGUGAAGAUCAGGUCAUUGAACGAGGAUCUAACGUUCGAUUAAAAAUCGUCGGUACUAGAACUGAUGCUACUGAAAUUUUUGCGAUUGCUACCAUGAAAGAAGAUUACUUGGGAGUCUUAUAG
Molecule: messenger RNA, 519 nt
Organism: Schizosaccharomyces osmophilus
Lineage: Eukaryota; Fungi; Ascomycota; Schizosaccharomycetes; Schizosaccharomycetales; Schizosaccharomycetaceae
Gene: rpb7
Product: DNA-directed RNA polymerase complex II subunit Rpb7
Exons: 2
Coding region: 1-519 (172 amino acids)
Biological process (GO): transcription initiation at RNA polymerase II promoter; DNA-templated transcription; positive regulation of nuclear-transcribed mRNA poly(A) tail shortening
Cellular component (GO): P-body; RNA polymerase II, core complex
Molecular function (GO): single-stranded RNA binding; translation initiation factor binding; single-stranded DNA binding
Source: RefSeq, a predicted model, not a curated record